Molecule: messenger RNA, 948 nt
Organism: Ascochyta rabiei
Lineage: Eukaryota; Fungi; Ascomycota; Dothideomycetes; Pleosporales; Didymellaceae
Exons: 2
Coding region: 1-948 (315 amino acids)
Cellular component (GO): mitochondrion
Source: RefSeq, a predicted model, not a curated record
AUGGGGGCAACCCAACCGCAACCGCAGCCGCAGAAGGCGGCCAGCAGCAUCGCGAUUGGCGACGAGCCCGUCGUGCUGCAGGACCGCCUCGCCACGCCAGGACCGCCCGCCACGACGACGACGCCAGACGCGUCGCCGGCGUGGAACACGAACCGACUCGGGCUGCGGCUCGGCAGCGAUGCGCUGGCGGCGGGCGCGGCGGGCGUGCUCGUUGCGCCCGUCAUCACGAUGAUCGACAAGGGCAUCAUGGAGAACGCGAGCGGGCGGAAUGCGCUGGGCGACAGCCUGAAGAAGAGCGCGCGGGAGCUGGUGGCGAGACCACAUCGGUUCCUUGCAGCAAAGCCGUUUGUGCUUAUCUUUAGUCUCUACUUCGGCACCUACCUAACCGCAAACACAAUCGACACGCUCGCCUCCUCGCGCGCUCACACCCCCCUAGCCUCCACCACAGCCGGCACGACCAAGUUCCUCGCCACCAGCACCUCGAACCUCGCCCUCUGCCUGUACAAAGACAACCAAUUCACUCAGCUCUUCGGCAGCACCACCGGCCCCAAGCGGCCCGUUCCACUACCCACCUUCGCCCUCUUCACCGUCCGCGACUGCCUGACCAUCUUCGCCUCGUUCAACCUCCCCCCGCUGCUAGCGCCGCGCCUAGAAUCCCACAUGAGCGACGAACUCAGGAAGUACGUGGGCGCCGCCAGCAUCGCGCAGUUUGCCACCCCCGCGGCCAUCCAGCUCGUGUCCACGCCGCUGCACUUACUCGGCCUGGAUCUGUACAAUCGCCCGCAUGCGCGCAUGCGCGGGCCCGACGGGCGGGUCCACCAGGUGGUGAAGAACUGGGCCAAGAGCGCACUGGCGCGCAUCGGGCGCAUUGUCCCCGCGUUUGGGGUGGGCGGGGUGGUCAACAUGAAGGUUCGGCAGGCGUUGAUGGGGAGGUUGGACGGGUGCUGA